Seriola aureovittata is the source of this 1128-nucleotide messenger RNA. RefSeq names its product peptidyl-prolyl cis-trans isomerase-like. Gene Ontology annotation, molecular function: peptidyl-prolyl cis-trans isomerase activity. The transcript has 7 exons. The record is from RefSeq and is a predicted model, not a curated record. The coding region runs from base 442 to 936 and encodes 164 amino acids. Gene Ontology annotation, biological process: protein folding; protein peptidyl-prolyl isomerization. Lineage: Eukaryota; Metazoa; Chordata; Actinopteri; Carangiformes; Carangidae. Gene Ontology annotation, cellular component: intracellular membrane-bounded organelle.
GGCUAAUGAUAGCUAGUGCUUGUAAACUUCAACUUACAGCUGGGUUUAUUGACAAAGUGCUACUGUCAUCUUGGCUCUUAACUCAAGCUGAGCGAAUAUUUUCACUGUAUUUUCAGUUGACUGGUAGUUUGCUGGUAGUUUGCUGGUAGUUUGCUGGUAGUACUGGCAGCACUUCCAGGUGGUUCACCCCCUUGAUUAAGACUUGGACCAAAGAAAAGAGUUAAAAACAACAGACACCCCUAAAGUGGACCAUACCAUUUUUUAACCGUUAAUAGAACAUCGAGCCUCGCGACCGUCAGUGGCGCGCUUCCGGAACUCUCUGCUCCCGCCCUUCGCUCAGACACUAAGUGAGUUGGAUUCUGACUCCUGUGUAACCGAGUUCUUUCAUUUGGCUGGUUUGCACCAGAGUAACCAUCUGAUCAGAUACAACCGUUUAUAAACAUGGGAAACCCCAAAGUUUUCUUUGACAUGGCCAUUGAUGACUGUCCCAUUGGCAGGAUUAUAAUGGAGCUUCGGGCCGAUGUGGUCCCAAAGACUGCAGAAAAUUUCCGUGCUUUGUGCACCGGAGAGAAAGGUUUUGGCUACAAGGGCUCCUCGUUUCACCGUGUCAUCCCUGGUUUCAUGUGCCAGGGUGGGGACUUUACCAAACACAAUGGGACUGGAGGCAAAUCCAUCUAUGGAGAGAAGUUUGCUGAUGAGAAUUUCCAGCUGAAACACGGCGGCAUGGGGACACUGUCCAUGGCUAAUGCUGGGCCCAACACCAACGGAUCCCAGUUCUUCAUCUGCACAGCAAAAACUUCCUGGCUUGACGGGAAGCACGUGGUGUUUGGCAGCGUUGUGGAGGGCGUUGAUGUUGUUAAGAAAAUAGAGACCAAAGGCAAAACGAGUGGCGAGACAACAGCAAAGGUUGUCAUUGCUGCCUGUGGUGAAAUAUAACAGAGCAGCUUAGUUCCUUCUGUCUGUUCUCCGAUCAGAUCCUUCACCAUCCUCAUCCCAGUUAAUCUUUAAAAUGAAGCAUAUCCGUCUUUAUUCAUUGUGUAAUAUUCUGAACCCUCCAGUCUGUCCUUUAAGGAUCACAUUUGUUAACAAUAUCUGAAUAACGUGUUAGUAAAGCAACUUGAAAGCUUG